Molecule: messenger RNA, 1909 nt
Organism: Nylanderia fulva
Lineage: Eukaryota; Metazoa; Arthropoda; Insecta; Hymenoptera; Formicidae
Gene: Usp14
Product: ubiquitin specific protease 14
Biological process (GO): proteasome-mediated ubiquitin-dependent protein catabolic process; protein deubiquitination; regulation of proteasomal protein catabolic process
Molecular function (GO): proteasome binding; protein binding; cysteine-type deubiquitinase activity
Source: RefSeq, a predicted model, not a curated record
AAAUUCUUCAUAUAAGCGAAAAAGCGACACAUGCUGAAUAUCCAUAACAAUAAGUGCCGCGAGUCUGACUUGGCACUUUGUGGUUACUUGUAAUCAUUAUUAAAAAAUCUUAAAUAUUAUUUUAAUAUUUUAUAGAUUUAACAUAUUUAUAUAGUGCAGCGUGCUAUAUAUACGAGGAAUAAACAUGCCUCAAUACACAGUUAAAGUUAAAUGGGGCAAAGAACUCUUUUCUAAUGUAGAAGUUAAUACCGAGGAAGAACCAAUAUUGUUUAAAGCACAGCUUUAUGCUUUGACUGGAGUUCAACCAGGGAGGCAAAAAGUUAUGCUCCAGGGAAUGACACUCAAGGACGACGAUUGGGGCAAUUUAACACUUAAAAAUGGUGUCACAGUACUUAUGAUGGGUUCUAAGGAGGAAGAUGUGCCUAUAGAACCAAUGGAAAAACCAGUAUUUUUGGAAGAUAUGAAUGAAGCUGAAUUAGCUACAGCUUUAGAUUUACCAGCUGGUUUACAUAAUCUUGGGAACACAUGCUAUCUGAAUGCAACAGUGCAGUGUUUAAAAACUGUGCCAGAAUUACGAGAAGCCUUGAAGAUUUUUCCAGGUGGCUGGGCAACAGCCGCGAGUUUAUCAUUACCCGCGCAAAGUAUAACCGCGGCAUUAAGAGAUCUAUAUGAUAAUAUGGAUAAGGGAACGUCUAGAGCGCCACUUGUUCUAGUUCAAAUGCUGCAUUUAGCUUUCCCAAGAUUUGCGGAAAAGACCGAACAGGGUGUAUUUCAACAACAAGAUGCAAACGAAUGUUGGACGGAAUUGAUUAGAAUGUUACAGCAAAAGUUACCUGCAAAGGUUAUUGACAAUAACAACGCAGAUGUAUCGGAAGAUGAUACCGAAGCUUCUAAACCACGAUCAUUUAUCGAACAAUAUUUUGGAGGUAUAUUUGAUUCCGAGUUAAAGUGCGUUGAAUCAGAGGACGAACCAGCCACUACUGGAAAAGAAGAAUUUUUACAAUUGAGCUGUUUUAUUUCAACCGAUGUCAAGCACAUGUAUUUCGGGCUUAGAAACAAAAUGCAGGAGCAAAUUACGAAAAUGUCUCCGACGCUUGGAAGGAAUGCUGUGUAUACAAAAACGUCGAAGAUUAGCAGGUUACCAGCGUAUUUAACUAUUCAAUUUGUACGGUUUUAUUAUAAAGAAAAAGAAGCGAUUAAUGCAAAGAUAUUGAAAGAUGUUAAAUUUCCUUUGGAAUUUGAUGCUUUUGAAUUAUGUAGUCCCGAACUUCAAAACAAACUUGUACCAAUGCGUGAGAAAUUCAAAGAAUACGAAGAUUCAUUAGUAGAAGAAUCUUGUAAUGCAAAAGCUACAGAUAAAGGAGAUGGCAUAAAGAAAAAAAUUAAACAAGAACCAUUCUGGUUUAAGAACGAUUUGGGAUCAAAUAAUAGCGGUUACUAUAAAUUACAAGCGGUUCUGACGCACAGAGGACGUUCUAGCAGUAGCGGUCAUUAUGUCGGUUGGAUUCGUCAAAAGGGUGAUACGUGGAUGAAAUGCGACGAUGAUGUUGUUACGGCUGUUACCACCGAAGAAGUUUUAAAACUCAGUGGAGGUGGUGAUUGGCAUUGCGCGUAUGUUCUUCUGUACGGCCCGAGAAUCUUGGAAGUCAAGGAGGACGAUACGGCUGACAAUGCAGACAACCCUGAAACAGCUUAACUGCCAAAUAAUUUUAUGAUUUAAAGAAUUUGAAGAAUUACGCUAGACAAGAAAUUGCUUGUGUCGCUAGCUCUGUACGAAUAUUCAUUUGUUUUUAUACUAAUUAAUACACAAGUGUCAUUAAAAUAUCAUUGCUAUUACCAAUGUGCUACUAUGCUAUUGCGCAUAUAAUAUUUGUAAUUUGAAUAAUAAUUUCGGCACGAUAUAUGAAAA